AUGGAUUACUCUAGUGUUUUUGCUGAAAGAGGCAAUGAAGUGAACCAAGAGAAGCCUCCACCGCGAGUGUGUCCAAGGUGCAACUCAACCAACACCAAGUUUUGUUACUACAACAACCAUAGUGUGUCUCAACCACGCUACAAGUGCAAGGAAUGUCGCCGAAACUGGACUCAUGGUGGAGCGCUAAGGAACAUACCGAUUGGUGGAAGUGGCCAUAAAAAGAAGAGUACAACGAUAGAUCAACCUUUUGUUUCUCAGGCAGUUUCUGCUGAGAUCCAACAAGUUAGUCGUCAUCGCCAACCUUUCUUACAUGCUCAAGAAACCAACCAGUUUGUUGAAUCUUUUGGUGGUUCUUCUUCUGGUUUUGAUGUUGAUAACCAUAUCGGUUCUUUUCCUGAAAUUAGUGGCGAUGGGGUGCUUCCAUUUCAAAGUUUUCCACCAAUGGAUCGCUCUUAUUUCCAUGAUGGAUUGUUUCAACAAGAUUACUACAACGCUGAGUCCAAUGAUUUGAUUGGUAAUCAUUUGAUUAACCAAUCAAUUGGUAGUUAUAAUGUUGUGAGCUCUAAUCAUAACAGUUACAUUAAUCAAGAGGAUCGAGACAAGUGGAACCAGAGUUUAAACAAUACUAUGAACAUGAAUCAUAAUGCCAGUACCAGUGGAAGCAGAGAAUGGUGGGACACUGAUCACAAGAACAAGUACAAAGGCAAAAUCAAAAACAACUGUGUGUAUGAGUCCUCUUACCAUUUGGAGAAGCAUGGUCCUUGA
Messenger RNA from Brassica rapa (field mustard), 765 nucleotides. RefSeq names its product dof zinc finger protein DOF4.4-like. Gene Ontology annotation, molecular function: DNA binding; DNA-binding transcription factor activity. Lineage: Eukaryota; Viridiplantae; Streptophyta; Magnoliopsida; Brassicales; Brassicaceae. Gene Ontology annotation, biological process: regulation of DNA-templated transcription. The record is from RefSeq and is a predicted model, not a curated record.